AUGGCUGCCGAUAUUAGUGUACAACCUGGACCUCUUGUUCCUUCUAUUCCCUCUCCUGACUCAUGGGAUGCUUGGAUUGCUGGAAUUCUUGCAUCGGUAAUUCUGCCAUUCUUGGGGUUCAAAUGGGGGUCAUUAAUGAAACUGAAAAAUGAAGUUGACACGGCGGUGCAGAUAGCAGAAGAUGUAGCAGAGACAAUAGAAAGGGUGGCUGAGAAAGUGGAGGAGGCAGCAGAAGAGGUUGCCGAUCACCUUCCGGCUGGUGGAAAACUAAAAGAUGCUGCAACGUUUAUCGAAAAUUUAGCCAAAGAAACAGCAAAGGAUGCCAAUUUAGUAGAUGGAGUGAUUCACAAGGUUCAAGAAAUGGAGGACAAUCUGGAGUCAUUAUUUGAACCAAGAAAGGGCCAACAAAAGUAAACAAGAAAUGGCAUUUAUAGUCAUAGGUU
This is a messenger RNA of Juglans regia (Persian walnut), 443 nucleotides long. RefSeq lists its product as uncharacterized. The transcript is spliced from 4 exons. The record is from RefSeq and is a predicted model, not a curated record. NCBI's taxonomy places the organism in Eukaryota, Viridiplantae, Streptophyta, Magnoliopsida, Fagales, Juglandaceae. The coding region runs from base 1 to 414 and encodes 137 amino acids.